This is a messenger RNA of Ceratosolen solmsi marchali, 1920 nucleotides long. RefSeq names its product putative inorganic phosphate cotransporter. Gene Ontology annotation, molecular function: transmembrane transporter activity. The transcript has 7 exons. The record is from RefSeq and is a predicted model, not a curated record. Gene Ontology annotation, cellular component: membrane. The coding region runs from base 237 to 1706 and encodes 489 amino acids. Lineage: Eukaryota; Metazoa; Arthropoda; Insecta; Hymenoptera; Agaonidae. Gene Ontology annotation, biological process: monoatomic anion transport; transmembrane transport.
GUCGCGCGCACAUAAAAACAACGCUGGCUCCAGGUGAUCCGUGAGUCGAACUCAUUUCCUCGGCAGCUCUAACUUUGUACAUCGACGUGUAAACACUCUCGCAGCAAUCGGCAAGCUCGAUAAUAUAAUCGUUCCGUCAAACGACGCGUAGCAUCGGCCGAGCUCCUUUAUUCUCGAUCGGCUCCCGGCCUUCCAUUGAUUUCCUCUCAGAAUUAGGAUUGCGAAGACGAGUAAACAUGUCGCAGAUUGUCCGAAGAGUCUCCAUAGCGGCGAAUAUGAUGGCAUCGCCGGAGAAGCCCAGAACUACCUUUGGGGCGCGACACGUCCAGGCGAUCCUGAUGACCGGCGGCUUCCUUUGCUGCUACGCCAUGAGGGUGUGCAUGUCCGUGGCGGUGGUCGCCAUGGUGGACUCCAAUAAAUCUCUGCGCUUCGACUGGAACGAGCAAACGCAGAAUUUGGUGCUAAGCUCGUUCUUCUGGGGCUACGUGGUGACGCAGGUGCCAGGUGGCAUGAUGACCCAGCGCUGGGGCGCCCAACGACUCCUCGGCAUCUCCGUCGGCCUCUGCGCCCUGGCCACCCUCCUCAUUCCUCUCGCCGCGGCGUACGGCGAUUACGUCCUCGUCUGUACCUGCCGCGUCUUCUGCGGACUCUGCCAGGGUGUCGUGCCGCCCGUCCUUCAUACGCUGCUGGCCAAGUGGGUGCCACACCUGGAGAGAGGCAGAUUCACGUCCUUCGUCUACUCGGGAGGCUGGAUCGGUAACGUCAUUGCCCUGCAAAGUUCGGGUAUUCUCGCCGGAUCUGCUAUUGGCUGGCCGAGCUGCUUCUACUUCUGGGGCGUCGUCUCCCUAGUUUGGUCGAUCGCUUGGUACUUCCUCGGCAAAGAGUCGCCUGCCGAGCAUCCGGGCAUCGCCUCCGAUGAAAAGAUAUUCAUCGAGAGCAGCCUCGGCAUCGUCGAGACUACCGAGACGAUUUCAACGCCAUGGAAAUCCAUAUUGACAUCAGUACCAGUUUGGGCUCUUUUAAUUGCUCAAUGCACACAAGCUUGGGGUUUCUGGAUGCUACUCUCAAAAAUACCUUCCUACAUGCACAAAGUUUUAAAUUAUGAUAUACAACGUAAUGGAUUAAUGUCAUCGCUCCCAUACCUUUCCGCCUGGCUCUUAAGCUUCCCUAUGAGCUUCGGCUCGGAUUGGGCAAUUCACAGUAACAAGGUGAGUAUGAGGACCUCCAGGAUGAUAUGUAAUACCGUCGGCGAGAUCCUCCCGGCGCUCGCUCUCAUCGGCCUCGGCUUCGUUAAUAAUCAACAGCAGCUUCUAGCCGUAAGUAUUCUCGUGAUAGCUGUGUCCGGUAAUAUCGCCGUUUAUUGUGGCCAUCACGCUAAUCACAUGGAUCUCAGUCCGAAUUUCGCGGGCCCUCUCAUGGGCUUCACCAACGCAGCCGCAAACGUCUGCAGUAUUUUUGCACCUCUCGUCCAAGGAUUUAUCGUUAAGGAUCCGACAAACGUAUCGCAAUGGAGGACUAUCUUCCUUUUAACAUCAGGCAUGUAUAUAAUUGGAGCUCUUGCUUUUCUACUUUUCGGUUCUGUUAAAGUUCAAAACUGGAACAAUCCAACGAGUAAAACGAAUGGCAAAUUGUAUAAUUUGCCCGAAGUAUCAGCAAUAUCCGUGUUAAAUAAAACUAUAAACAGUGAUGAAAAAAUAGAGCGAUGAGUGAGCGUAAUAAUUAGUACCAUACAACAAUAAUUACACAUCAUCGUGUAAUCAUUCAUAUCAUUAUUCCAUCUGUCUUCAAAUCGUCAAUCUAUGCGCUGUUCAUAGAUUACUACGAAUGAAGUAAUGUCAGUGUUCAAGAGACAAUUUUAGAAUUCAUGUGAUACAAGAACUUUAUAAAUUACAGAUAAUCUUCUUAAUGUCUUAAAAAUUU